This is a messenger RNA of Leguminivora glycinivorella, 2764 nucleotides long. It is a transcript of the gene coro, whose product is annotated as coronin-1C-A. Bases 77 to 1837 code for a protein of 586 amino acids. Gene Ontology annotation, molecular function: actin filament binding. The record is from RefSeq and is a predicted model, not a curated record. The transcript has 14 exons. NCBI's taxonomy places the organism in Eukaryota, Metazoa, Arthropoda, Insecta, Lepidoptera, Tortricidae. Gene Ontology annotation, biological process: actin filament organization.
UCAUUAUUAAUAAUUAUUAGUGUAUAAAUCAGCAUAAAACUUAAACAUAAUAAACUGUCAGAAAAGUUAAAGCAAGAUGAACAUGAACAUGGAAGUAGAUGGAGAAGUGCGAAGGCACAAUAGCUUUACUAGCCCAAAUAUCUCUCGUUCUCGUGCGCCGGUCGCAAGGAGAUUAGGGAGAGAACGAUGUCGAAGUUAUCACGCGCAAACUCCUGAGGCUGAAAAAAAUCUAGUUAGAAAGAGUGUACCUACGAGAAUUGCGCCUAAAAUGUCGUUUAGAGUGGUGCGUAGUUCUAAAUUUCGCCAUGUGUACGGGCAAGCCCUCAAGCGCGAGCAGUGUUACGAUAAUAUUAGGGUGUCGAAGAGUUCAUGGGACUCUACGUUCUGCGCCGUGAACCCCAAGUUCCUGGCCAUCAUCGUGGAGUCCGCGGGGGGCGGCGCCUUCAUCGUGCUGCCCCACAACAAGGUCGGCCGUAUCCCAGCUGACCACCCACUAGUUGGAGGACACAAAGGCCCAGUCUUGGACAUCGCCUGGUGUCCGCACAACGACAAUGUUAUUGCUAGUGGUUCUGAAGACUGCGUCGUCAAGGUGUGGCAAAUCCCCGAUGGCGGGCUAUCGCGGACGCUGACGGAGCCCGUGGUGGACCUGGUGUUCCACCAGAGGCGAGUCGGGCUCGUGCUGUGGCACCCGACAGCGCAGAACGUGCUGCUGACAGCUGGCUCUGACAAUCAGAUCGCGAUAUGGAACGUGGGCACCGGCGAAGUGCUGAUCACGCUGGACUGCCACCCCGACCUCAUCUACUCGGCGUGCUGGAACUGGACCGGCAGCAAACUGCUCACCACUUGCCGAGACAAGAAAAUACGUAUCAUCGACCCCCGCAAGGGCGAGGUGGAGUCGGAGGCGAUAGCGCACGAGGGCAGCAAGGCCUCGCGCGCCAUCUUCCUCAAACACGGACUGGUCUUUACAACCGGUUUCAGUCGCAUGUCCGAGCGUCAAUACUCCCUGCGUACGCCGGACGCGCUCGGCGAGCCCAUCGUGACGGUUGAGAUAGACACGAGCAACGGCGUCAUGUUCCCGCUGUACGACCCCGACACUAACCUCAUCUACCUCUGCGGCAAGGGGGACUCCGUCAUUCGGUACUUUGAGGUCACGCCGGAACCUCCCUUCGUGCACUACAUCAACACCUUCCAAACGCCAGACCCGCAGAGAGGUAUCGGCAUGAUGCCUAAACGAGGUUGCGACGUCGCUACGUGUGAAAUCGCCAAGUUCUAUAGGCUCAAUAACUCUGGCUUGUGUCAAGUGGUAUCAAUGACCGUGCCCCGCAAAUCUGAACUGUUCCAAGAGGACUUAUACCCCGACACGCUCAGCGACGAGGCUUCUCUCACGGCUGACGAGUGGGCCGGCGGGGAAGACGCGGAGCCCUGCACUAUGUCGCUUAAGGAGCGCGCUCUUGUCGUACAGGGGGGCUACGUGUCCGGCCGCGCCGCCACGCAACUUCACGUCACAAAGAAGGCCAACGCGUUAGCUGGUGCGAAAGAGAAGGAGCGUGACAAGGACCGGUCACCAACCCCUGCGCAGAAGAAGGACGACAACAGUCAGUGUGUUACGCCGGCCAGUGCGACGCCGCCGCCCGCGGUUACUGCUGUUAUUGAGAAACAGCUCUCCGACCUAAUGGACGAGAUUCGCAAACUGAAGUCCGUGAUAGUGAAGCAGGAGAACCGCAUCCGCGCGCUCGAGGCCACCGUGAAGGCGCCCCCCUCCCCGCAGCCGUCGCCGCAGCCCUCGCCGCAGCCCACCAACCACCACGCCGACAACAUGGCGCCCGACGAAGUUUGACUUUCCUAGGAUAGGUGUCGCUGGCUAUUAUAAUCUGCGGCGCGAAAGUAAAACCUUGACCUCUCUCUAACCGCCUAAGACACAUCCAUUUUUGAAUUUGGAACUUUUAUCAAUUCCAUUGUAGUUUGUUCUUUUUAAAGAAACUGAGCACUCAUCUAUAGGUCUGACUUCAGGCGAGAGUAGAGCGGGGCGCGGCGUAGAUGCACCACGCAUUACCAUGGCGACGCAGUGACAAUCGUGGCCAUGUUGGUUUUACUUAAGUGCCACGGAGUAUAAACAUAUUUGAUAACUGUACAUCAGGGAGUUUGUUAUGUGUAUUUUUUAUAAUGUUUAAAAUAUUACUUUUGACGAGUUCGUUCAGAUUUUUAGGACGAUAAACGCGAUGCCCUGUCCGGUACAGGUAUCGCUUUUAUAACCAAAUGCUAGUGACAUCUCGCGGAGUAAGUUUGAUAUCUGAUUUAAAGUAACGUUUUUAUUUUACUAAAAUUAUAUUUGACAUUGUUUCGAUAACUAGACGAGGACGGUAUUUUAGAGUUAGUUUAGAAGCAAUGCCAAGCGUUGGUGGAAACUUCUCAUUCUGUCGUCCUAAAGCAUAAUGCUGUUGCGCUACAAUAACACACUGUUGACACAUAAAAACAUCAUUAACGAUUAUCUGUGUGAUUUUUUUAUAAUAAAAAAUGUGACUGAUAAUUUUGCCUGAAAGAAAACUAAUUUACUUUGUACCCUUUUGUGCAAUAAUGUUUAAAUAAUGUAUUUUUCAUAGGACGAUAGUUGUGUUUUUCCAAUAUGCAAUAGAGAUACUAAAUUCGGUUAGGUGUUAAAAUAAUUUUACAAUUCACAAUCGCUACCAGUUUACUUUGAUAAGUUGAUUUUACUUUGAUAAUUAUCAACUUAAAAUAUAUCACAAGAUUUAUAAUAUUUGUUAUC